AUGGUGCCGAGGCCCCCGGAAGUUGCCGUCGUCAUCGUGUGGUACGGCGCGGACAGCGCCUACGCGGAGGCCGUCUCGGGCGCGGCGGCCGCGCUCCACCCGGCGUGCGCGCUGCUGUUCCAGGGCCCCUACGGCGACGCGCUCGAGGCCGAGUGCCCCGGCGCCGCCGCCGCGGGGGGCGCCUGCGCGUCGCAGCUGGCGGGGCUGUUGGCGCUGAAGCCGCUGCUGGCGCUGUGCUGCGACCGCCUGCUGGUCCGCGGCGCUUCGGGUGCGCUGCGCGCCAGCCUCGUGGAGGGCUUGUGUUGCUAUUGGAUCUUCACCGAGGGCUCUUGUUGCUACCGGGUCUCCACCGAGGACUUGUGUUGCUACCGGGGCUCCACCGACGGCCUGUGUUGCUACGCGGUCGUCGUCGACGGCCUGUGCUGCUACUGGGACGUCACCUACGGGUUGUGUUGCCACAGGGUCUUCACCGAGGGCUUCGUGGGCCUCGAGGGCACGCAGCUGCCCCCGAGUUUCGACUGCGGUUGCGUGCUCUACACACGCCGGGCCUGGGCCCGGGUGGCCGUCUGGGUGCGGGAGCCGCCGCCCGCCGUGCGGCAAGGGCCAAGUGGCGGUGCCACCGGCGGGCCCGGCACACCGGACGCCGCAGGCCAGGCCGCCGCAGCGCCGGCGAUCGCGGCGUUGGCGGCCCGCUGCGUCUUCGGCCUGGCCGACGUCGGGGCGGACCCGCCCGCCCGGAUGGGGCUGGACUUCCGCUGCGAGAUGGCCGGGGGCGCGUGCGAGGACUCGGCCGAGGCCGCAGCGGGGACGUCGCCCGCGGAAGGCAGGGCAGCCAGCUUUGCUCCGCCGAGGCUCUCCCCCGAGGAGCGGCGCAGGCUGAUGGAGAGGCUUGGAGAACUCGUGCGGCCGGAGAUGUGGGAGUCGAUUUUCUUUGACCACCUGCAUAUGGCUCAGGACGGCGGCAUCAGCAUGAUCACUGGCACGAAAGACAACACAACGGACAGGCUUUGGGGCUGGUCGAGGUACCUCAGCGCUGCUGUUGUCUUUAUCUCAUGCUUCCUCAACACCUACUAUGUCCUUGACGUCGCCGUUCGCGUGAGCAUGGCUGCACCCGGGGACCCUCUCUUUGAGAAGCAGGGGUAUUUGAUUAUCGGGGAGGUGGAGCACGCCGUCUCUCAUAUGCUAGGGCGAGAGAAUGCACAGGUCGCGUCAUUCAAGAUCCUCAGCGCGCUGGAAGCCGCUACGGUUGCAUAUCUGUGGCUGUGCAUUUUACUCACCGCUUGCAGGGCCUUGUCGAACUCGGGCUACCAGCGCUGGCAUCAUAUACAUAUGAUCUUCUCCGAACAGCUUGGGGUACUCUCCGUCUUCAGUGCCAUGCAGUUGCUGUUCUUCGUCACCCCGAAGGUCUUGGUAGCAAACUUGUCGGCCACGCUGUUUGGGGUGGAGAGCCCAAACUAUUGCAAAGCCGUGCGGAUACUCUGCUUUGGAUUGAUAUGUUUCGUGAUUGGUUUCGAUGCUUUCUUAGUUAAGUUUCGUCAAGCAGCCCAGCAUUUCAUAUUUGAGAAGAGUGAGCUGACACUCGACAGAUUCUACGGUGCCGCGAUGUUUCUCAAUCAGCUUCUCGGCGUCAUGCAGCUGGAGUGGAUCGUCAAAAAUCGAGUGUACCGCUUUGUGUUUCAAGGGCCCGAUUCGACAUUCACCGACGAGGCAAUGGUUAAAAUGGAUGUGUGGAACGCUUGGAUCGCAAAAACGAUUUGUGACAAGUACGCGAAGGAUCAGCUGGACACCUGCAAACGGGAGAGCUGUGCAUCCUCGCACGCGGGACUGGGCGACAAGGCGCCAAUCAAGUCGGCGCUGGCGGCGGGUCGACCAACCCAUGUUGCCUCCAAGCGCAGGCAGGACAUCUGUGGCUUCGACGCGCUGUUCAGGUGUCGCUUCGCGGCGGCAUGCCCGGGCGUCCUGCUGGCCCGCGGCGAGGGCGCCGCAGCGGCCGACGCCGUGGCGCGCGUCCGGGCCGCCAUGGGCCAGGCGCCCCUGCCAGUGGUGGGCCUGGACUGCGAGUGGAGGCGGCCAGGGCGCGGGGGCAGGAUAGCGGGCGUGGACGUCGUGCAGUUGGCGCCCACGCCGAGCUUGGCGGGCGCCGCGGUCUUCCGCUGCGAGGGGUGCCGGGUGCCCGCGCCGCUGGCGGCGCUGCUCGAGGACCCGAGCGUCCUGAAGGUCGUGUUCGGGGUCAUGGACGCGAAGGUGCUCUGGCUCUCUGGAGUGCGGCUGCGCGGCGCAAUGGACCUGCAGCGCACCGCGCGGAUGCUGCAGGGUGACGACGCCGGCGGCCUCGCAGCGAUGUACAGGGGCCUCUGCGGCAAGGAGCUGGCGAAGGAGCAGCAGGUCAGCGACUGGGGCGCUGAGGAGCUCUCCCUCGCGCAGGUGCAGUACGCCGCGCAGGACGCGGUGGCCACGCUCGAGGUCCUGCACGCCCUGAGGGACGGCUGGAUGCCAGGCGCGCCCACGGCGGGCUGUUUCGCCCGCUUCUUCGUGGACGCCCUCCGCGUCGACGAGAGCGGGGACCUGCAGCGGGCCGGGCUGCCCGCUGCCAGGGCGCAGGUCCUGGCCCACGCCGACCUGCCCGAGCGGGUGCGUCGCGCGUUGCUCGCCGGCGCCCCGAGCGGCGGCGCCCCGAGCGGCGGCGCCCUGAGCGGCCCGCGGGCGGGCGGCCCGCGGGCGGGCGGCGACUCCACGGGCUCGGGCGGCAGCCGCGCCCAGCGGCCGGGCGCCGCCAAGAGGCGCCGUGGCAGCCUGCACCACGUGGAUAGCACCACGCAGGGGCACUGCCUCGGCUUCCCCGGGGCCAGCUACAAGAGCUUCGGGUCGAUGGAAGAGGCCGAGGCAUUUGUGGCUGCCGCGCGCUCCGAGUCCGCGAGAGGCGGCGGCGCCGUCGGCGCCGCCGGCCGUCUCCGCGGCCUCCGCCUCGACGCCGUCGGCUGCCUCGGCGACGCGGUCACCGACGGUGUCCCCGGCGCGGUCGCCGCCCGCGGCCUCGGCGGCGUCGGCCGCAUCGCCCGCGUCGCCGCCGGGGGAUCGCUGUUCCUGACCAAGGGCUCAGACUGGUGGCAGGCUGGUACGGCUCGGUCCCUUGUGCUACCUGCCCUGACCAGGCAGCCCGGCGCACCGCCGCCAGGCGCCAAGGGCGGGCCGAAGGCCGGCCCAGCGUCGAAGGCCCGGCCUUUCCACAACGUGGCUGUUCCGCUAUACGGCGCCGUCGCCCUGGAGUACGACUUCUUGUUCAUGUGGUUCACGCUCGCUGUCGCCAUCGGCGUCCUGCCCUUCUGCGGUGGUCAGGUGGUGCACUCUACCUGCAGGGCCGCGAGCCCGAGCGCUGGAAGCCAGAGGUGGCGCCGCGCGUGCCGCUGCGGAGGCUUUUCUGGACGCCCAUCAGCAUCGGGCCCUCGCACGGCAGGCAGACGGUGUGGGAGAAAAUCCACCUGGGGGACGGUGCGUCCUUCGACGCGGAGGACAGAGCUCGAGGCCCGCUUCGCAGACGCCGCCCCGAGCGCUGGCCAGCGGGAGCCCACGGCCGCGCCGCCGCCCAGGCGGCCGUCGAGGCGCCGCCUGCUGGAGGAGGGGCGCCGCCGGCAGGUGUGGUGCAUGCUGGCGCUGAUGCCCGACAGGCCCGCUCUGCUGGACGCCGUGGCCUCGCUGGAUGCCGAUGUGCUCGAGCCGGACAAGGUGGACCUGCUGCUGCUGAACCUGCCCUCCCAGGCGGAGGAGGCCGCGCUGGAGGGCGCGCGGGCCGCGGCGCUGGGGGGCGGCGAGGCCUGGGACGUGCCCGAGGACUUCCUGCUCGCGCUCACGGCGAUCCCCGAGUACGCGCUGCGCCUGCAGGUCUGGGGUUUCCUGAACUCUUUCGACGCCGCGUUCCGGCGGCUGGCGGCCGGGGAGAGCGCCCUGCGGGCCGCGGCCUGCUGCCUCCGUGGCUCCGCGAGCCUGGAGCGGCUCCUCGCGCUGGUGCUGCACGUGGGCAACUACCUUAACGGCGGCACCGCCCGCGGCCGCGCCGACGGCUUCGAGCUGGGCACGCUGGUGAAGGUGGCUCAGCUGCGGUCCGCGGGCGGCAACACGUUGCUGGACUUCAUCGUGGAGCAGAUGGAGCGAGAUUCGCCCGGCGUCCUGCGGGACAUGUUCGCCCCUGGGAACGAGUUCGACCGGGUGGAGUGCGCGUGCAAGCACAAGGUCGGCUUCCUGCAGGAGGAGCUCUCGCAGCUCGUGGGCGAGGCCGGCGCCCUUCUCCGCCGACUGGACACCAGCGCCUCGCAGCAGGGCGACCCCCUGAUGCGGCGGCGGGCGCUGAUGGCCGACCGGCAGUGCCGGCUGCGGGAGCUCCAGGCAAGGCUCGACGGUUGGGGCGCCGAGUACGGGGAGCUGUGCGCCUGGUUCCACGCAGAGGCCGCGCUGCGCAAGGCGACGGACGAGUUCUUCGGCGUGUGGGGCGCCUUUCUGGCUGACGUCAGGCGCGCCCUGGAGAAGCUGGACAAGCAGGCGGCCUCGCGGCGGCGGUCAAAGCGGCGGUCCUCGCUGGUGCGGGGCGCGGCCCAGGCGGCGGCGGCGGCGCCCGAGGGGUGA
Molecule: messenger RNA, 4617 nt
Organism: Prorocentrum cordatum
Lineage: Eukaryota; Dinophyceae; Prorocentrales; Prorocentraceae
Source: the annotation of a GenBank genome assembly